AUAUAUAAAAGGCACAUGCUAACCGAGCCACAAGAGACGCACUCAGCUGUUUCUUCACGCGAGUCAGUGUCCACAGUGAACGGGAUGAGAGAAGGUGCGAUUCUCUUUUUCUUCUCCCUUUUGCUGUCUUCUCUCCUUUGUUCGGAGGCGAAGAACAGCAGAGAGAAAUCGAUCCCACCCGUUGUACUAAUCCCUGGAGAUGGCGGAUCACAGAUAGAAGCAAAGUUGGACAAGCCAUCAGUAAUCCACUACAUUUGCUCAAAGAAGACUGACGGAUGGUUCGACCUAUGGCUGAAUAUGGAGCUUCUUGUUCCAUAUGUUAUAGACUGUUGGGUGGACAAUAUGAAGCUGGUAUAUGACAAUGCAACACGUACAACUACUAAUGCACCAGGAGUUACAACCAGAAUACCUGGAUUUGGCAACUCGACUACAGUUGAAUGGUUAGACCCCAGUCACCGAUCUCCUACCGGGUACUUCAAAGACAUUGUGAAUGCUCUUGUCCCACUAGGAUAUGAAAGAGGGGUGUCUGUGCGAGGUGCCCCCUUCGACUUCCGCAGGGCCCCAAAUGAGCAUGGUGAAUACUUCCGUGACCUCCGCAGGCUAAUCGAGGAAACUUACCAGAGCUUAGGGAGGAAGGUGAUUCUCAUCCUGCACAGCAUGGGUGCUCCAAUGAUGCACUACUUCCUGAACCAACAGGAACAGCAUUGGAAAGACAAGCACAUAGAAACUGUAGUGUCCCUGGCUGGUGCAUGGGGAGGCUCCAUCAAAGCUGUCAAAGUUUAUACAGCUGGGGAUAAUCUGGGUAUCUAUGUCAUUAGCUCAUUGAAAGUAAGAGCCGAGCAGAGAUCGGCUCCCAGCCUUGCCUUCCUCCUGCCCUCCUCCGAUCUCUGGGGCCCUGAUGACGUCCUGGUUGAGACGCCCACGAAAAACUACUCGACUGCAAACUUCCAAGAUCUCUUUACCACCCUGAACUUGCCUGAUGCCUACGAGAUGUACCUGGACACCAAGGACUUAUUGAAAAACCCACCAGCGCCUGGUGUUGAGGUUCACUGCCUGCACGGGGAGGGAGUUGAAACGGUCGAAAAAUUAGUCUAUGCUGCUGGUAAAUUUCCAGACACCCCAAAAGUUGUGUAUGGUGGAGGAGAUGGAACAGUCAACCUAAGAAGUGCAAGGCGUUGUUUAGAAUGGGUUGGCAAACAGAAGCAGAAGGUUUACCACAAGCCCUACCAAGGUAUUGACCACAUGCAGAUCCUGCGUGACCCUGACGUCAUAAGUUAUGUGGUGGAGUUAGUUCAGAACAUAACAAAGAAAAACAUGAGACUGUCACAGAGAAAGGCAGAGAAUCUGUUUCGACUAGAGAAGAAUAGGAAGGACAAGGAAAAACAACGCAUUUUCAAAACAAAAGCUAAUGAUAUUGUCAUGCCAAGGAAAUGGUUUGAUGCCAUAUAUGCCAACAAAGAGGAAUAUAUGGAACAGCAAAGUAAUUCCAGGGUAAAUAACCAACAUCCUAACAGCAUACAAGCAUUACUAAAUGAGGAUUACACAGAGACGGAAUCGUGACGGAGGCCUACAGUGUACUAAUGUAAUUAUUCUGUCCCCUGACGAAUCUUUCCACACAUGUAAGAAAGAUAGCAAAAUCUUAGUCACUAGAUUAAGCUUUAUUCCAGUGGUUUAUAAUAAUGAGUUUAUUCAUUACAAUCUACUUUGGCACAAAUGACUUAGCAUGAUUAUUAUAUCCCAGUUGCCUUUUCCUAAUGAGGUCUUUCUUUUUUAUGAAUCUAGUGAGUUAUCAGAGACCAGAUUUUAGUUUCAAAUGCACAAAUAACAAAAAGAAGUGUUCAUAUACUUAAGGAAUGAAAAUAUGAUUAGUUUAUAAGAUAUCAGUUUUUAUAGUGGAAAUUUUAUUCUGGUAGAUAUCUGCUUCAUUAAGGAGAAGGUAUGCUGCUUGUGUAUUACACUGUAUGUAGUCUUGCUCAAAAAUGUGUUAGCAUAGAGAUUGUAUGAGUUAAGUUAUGUAUGAAAACUAGAGUGGUAAUAUUCAUGUGGCUUCUUUGUAAGCUUGAAUUUUAUGAUAUGGUGCCCUACCUCUAUCUGUGAAUAUGUAAUGCACAGAAGGAAUAUUUUAAUUUUAUAUGACUUAUUUUUGUGUGAAAUUUAUUUAUCAGUUUCUCAUUAGCAGUUAUUUUAAUUUUCCAAUUUCUUAUUAGAAGUAUGAAGUUCAUUCAGAAAUGAAACGUGUAUUGAGGCUUCAAUACGGAAUGUGUACAAGUACCUGAUAUAGCUGAGAAUAUGAUUAUGAUGAUAACAUACCUAAAAUUUACAUCUCAAGAUUGAUAUUAGGAUAAAGAAAACAUCUAAUAUUGCAUUUGAUAAACAGCACUGUCACUGCAUAUACUAAGGAAUGUGGAACAUCUCAGUUAUCAGGCAAAUCAGAUAUAAGGUUUGUGUUUGGAAUUGUGAUAUUAACUAUAAUGAAGAAGAAAUCUCCAUUUUCAUUGGAAGAAAUAUUCAUGAAUUAGAAGUGCAGUUUCCAUGAGGAGAGUGGAAAUAGGUUUUAGGUAAUGACAAAGGAAAAUGAAAACAAAUAUUGUUAACAUCUUUGAAGAUAUAUCAGUGACCCUCUUUCCUGUAGUGCAUCAUAUCAUGUUGCAUUGUCAUGAGAGUAUGUACUGUAUAAGAUUGUAACUGUUAACAAGAAUAAAGAAACUUAAUUUUUUCCAUUUACCUGACAGGUUUACUGAGAAAAAGUCAGUAGAUCCCAGGGUAUGUCGGUGUCGUAAAGGUAAUUUCAUGCAUGAGAAGUAAAGGGAACAAGUCAGGCCUUACUCUUUGUAAAUGGAAAAGUCUAAACAGAAGAACAAAUGUGAAACUAUAAUGUUGUUUCAUUCCUUGAUAGAUGUUGCAUGUUACUCUUGUAUAAUCACAAUUUAAUCAGUUAUAUUGCAAUCACUCUUGUAGCAGUAAGACGUGUAAGAUUCAUAAGUUCCUCUUUCGGAAAUCAUCGAAACUUGAUGAAAGAAUCACUUUCUUCAAGCUGUUGUCUGAUGAGUGUUUACUCAUAAUUGACUUUAAUUGAUAUACUUUAUGAUAUCAGAACUGACUGCUAAAACAGCAUUCAGGUAUAUUUGAACUAUGUGUAUGAAUUAGUUGUAUGUUUAAUAUUCUUUGUGUAUUUAUGAAAUGACAAGUUACUAUUGUAGAUAGAAUAUAAAGGAGAAGUUAUUGCAAUGAAAGCAUUGCAUAAGAUUAAUGUUUAUUAUUUGAUUAUAUAAGAAUUUAAUUGAAAGCUAAAACCUUUUAUGCUAAGAACUACCUUAUUAAUAUUACUUUCAAACUGAAAAUGGCAUUAAAGAAAUUAUGCACAAUAAAAUUCAUGAUACAAUCUAUUGAAUUUCCAUAAAGAAAUCUCAGUUCCUUUAUACAGUAGUAUUUUAAGUGUAUCGUAUCCUAAAGUUGUAAAAUAUUAGUGAGUAGUGAAAAAUUAUUUUUAAUUUUUUCUGUUGUAGUUUGUAAAAGCAGUAAUAGCUUUUUCUGGAGAGAUCUAUAUAUAAUAAAUAUGUAUAUGUAUUAAGCAAUUUCAAAA
Molecule: messenger RNA, 3583 nt
Organism: Penaeus monodon (black tiger shrimp)
Lineage: Eukaryota; Metazoa; Arthropoda; Malacostraca; Decapoda; Penaeidae
Product: phospholipase A2 group XV-like
Exons: 8
Coding region: 16-1560 (514 amino acids)
Biological process (GO): lipid metabolic process
Source: RefSeq, a predicted model, not a curated record